UUCCUAUUUAUAUUACUUGCCUUCAAAACUAGCUAUUAUAUUUAUGUAUAAUUAAUAAAAUAAAAUACAUGGAUCAACUGGAAGAUCACAAAUCCAUAAUAGAAGAGUCAAAGUUCAAAAGGGUUUGUGUUUUCUGUGGAAGUAGUUCUGGUAAAAGAGAUUGCUACCGUGAUGCUGCCCUUGAGCUUGGCCAAGAGCUGGUUUCAAAAAAGAUAGACCUCGUUUAUGGAGGGGGAAGUAUUGGACUAAUGGGCAUUGUAUCUCAAGAAGUCCAUCGCAGUGGUGGACACGUACUUGGAAUAAUCCCCAAGGCUCUGAUGCGUAAAGAGAUAACCGGGGAAACAAUCGGAGAGGUAAGAACAGUUGCAGACAUGCACCAAAGGAAGGCCGAGAUGGCCCGCCAUUCUGACUGUUUCAUUGCUCUUCCAGGUGGCUAUGGAACUUUGGAAGAGUUAUUAGAAGUCAUCACGUGGGCCCAGCUUGGAAUUCACGACAAACCUGUGGGUUUGCUUAAUGUGGAGGGCUACUAUGAUUACCUACUCACUUUCAUAGACCAAGCAGUAGAAGAGGGCUUUAUUUUUCCUUCACAACGUAACAUACUCAUCUCUGCUCCUAACGCUCCAGAACUAGUUAAAAAACUAGAGGAGUACGUUCCAUUGCAUGAAGGAGUGGUGGCAAAAGCGAAGUGGGAGGUUGAACAAGUGGAGCUGAAUUUGAAUUUGCAGAAGAGUAUUGCUCGUUGAUGCCAAAAAAAUGAAAAGGGAGGGUGGUGUUACUGAUGAUCAAGCAACAACUGUAAAAUAUUUCAUUUUAUUUUCUUACCUUAUUUAAUCUUCAUUUAAUUUACGUGCCAAAGUUUAGUGACGGCUUCUAUAUAUAGUACUAGUCUUUUUUUUUAAUGUAGGUGAUAAUUAUAAAAACGUGUAUUAAUUAACUUUUGGAUGAUAAAAGAUAUAUAACAUAAUGCCAAACCCUAUAAUAUAUAUAAUAAUUAAGUUUGUUUACUUAA
Cannabis sativa is the source of this 1009-nucleotide messenger RNA. RefSeq names its product cytokinin riboside 5'-monophosphate phosphoribohydrolase LOG1. Bases 69 to 743 code for a protein of 224 amino acids. Gene Ontology annotation, cellular component: nucleus; cytosol. Gene Ontology annotation, molecular function: hydrolase activity, hydrolyzing N-glycosyl compounds. Gene Ontology annotation, biological process: cytokinin biosynthetic process. NCBI's taxonomy places the organism in Eukaryota, Viridiplantae, Streptophyta, Magnoliopsida, Rosales, Cannabaceae. The record is from RefSeq and is a predicted model, not a curated record. The transcript has 7 exons.